Messenger RNA from Fonsecaea nubica, 1275 nucleotides. RefSeq lists its product as hypothetical. The record is from RefSeq and is a predicted model, not a curated record. Lineage: Eukaryota; Fungi; Ascomycota; Eurotiomycetes; Chaetothyriales; Herpotrichiellaceae. The transcript has a single exon. The coding region runs from base 1 to 1275 and encodes 424 amino acids.
AUGGCCACAAAAACUGACUUCUCAACGCCUGAUAUACCUCAAUCCACCGCUACAUUUUACGUCUCAGCUUGCACACGCAUCAACGCCCCUGCAAGCCUAGUCUUUCGUACCCUCCGCAACACCGAGACCUGGAAAGAUUGGAAUCGCUGGAUCCCCCGUGUAACAAUCACAUUUCAACCAGACGACGAAGAUGACGCCACGUUAGCCGAAAUCGAGGAGUUGGUGAGGAACACUUCCAUUGCGGUGAAUUUUGACUCCGAUAUUACGGAUGGAGCAGUCAUGCCGGGACCAUCAGCGGAGCACUCUACGGCGCAUCGAAGGCGAAGUGGUGGUGGUUGGAGCGCAGGGAGCGGAGGCGCCAGUCCGGCGCUCCCUGGAAGCAGACAGUCCGGCAGCAUUGAUCGGCCGCUUAGUCCACCACCGGUGACGAGGCAGAGAUUAGCCAGCAAUGCCAGCAGAUUCUCGGGAAUCUCGCAGGACGGUGUGGAUGGGCCCUCACGGUCAAAUUCAACGGCAAACACCAAUGGCACUGGGGCGUUGUCUGCGGCCCAAAAGUAUCAGGCCGCAACUGAAGCACGAAGAGCCUCCUUAACCCCCGGCCAAUCACCACCUGCUCCAACAGAUCAAGGCACAAACCCCAAUUCCGUUCUGCUCGAGUCUCCUGGGAACGCCUCUGUUCUCAUGCCAGCACCUGCCAAUACCCAAUCGACCGCCCUUGCAGCCAAAGCUUCCCGGCGGAAAUCCGCGGCCAGCUCCCAGCACAGGAGACAGCUACAUAUCAAUGCCCUCUACGGUGAACCCUCUGUGCGGAUCCAAUUGGGCACCAGGAUGACCUUACACAUGAGAAUGAAACUACCCCACAGCAAGGAGAUGAGGGAACAAGCCGUGGUCGUCACCGAAGUCUCCCGUCCAGACGAUCCGCAAGACGACCCAGGACAAGCUGCCCUUCAGCGCACGCAGACCCAUACGGCCUCUAUAUCCGGUGUGUAUAGACUGGUGUGGAGCAGUACCGGCUCUUACAACCCCCCAAAGAGCUACCCUCGGUUUUUGUUACAGACGCAACGCGUGCACGAAAUACGACCGUACACCUCUGGCGACGGCAAGGAAAUGUGCGAGUACUGGGACUGGGAGUGCCAGAAGGGCAUGUUGUCAAAGAGGAACAAGAAGGAGAGUGCAUACAUGGAGGAGAGGAUGGCGGAAUGGGGGAGGAUGCUCGGCGAGUUCUGCGAGAGUAUGGGCGGCGCGGUGGAGAGGCGAGAUUUCAGCGUCGCAUGA